This is a messenger RNA of Dioscorea cayenensis subsp. rotundata (Guinea yam), 902 nucleotides long. RefSeq lists its product as uncharacterized. The coding region runs from base 279 to 773 and encodes 164 amino acids. The transcript has 4 exons. The record is from RefSeq and is a predicted model, not a curated record. NCBI's taxonomy places the organism in Eukaryota, Viridiplantae, Streptophyta, Magnoliopsida, Dioscoreales, Dioscoreaceae.
CUUGUACAAGCCCUACACUUCCAUUAUCAAAGAACGGUGGCAUAGAACUCUACGAACGGGUAUUCAUGUCUUGGCAUAUUGGUUGAAUCCGGCAUUUCAAUUUCAUGAGCACAACUUGUGCCAAAAAUUAGAAGUUCAACGGGGCAUACUUGAUGUGAUUGAGCAACAAACAUUGUUUAAAGCAAGUGACUUAAUGGAAGAGAUGAAAAUAUUUAGGGAAAGGCAAAAAACUUUUGCUCGACCACUUGCUUUAAGCACUAGCAAGACUACAACUCCCGAUGAAUGGUGGAAAUUCUUUGGUUGUGAUGUUCCUAAUUUGCAAAAGUUGGCUAUUAGAAUUCUUAGUCAAACGGCUUCUUCUUUCGGAUGCGAACAUAAUUGGAGUGUAUUCGAACGUAUACAUACCAAGAAAAGAAAUAGGUUGGAGCAUCAAAGGCUUAAUGACUUGGUUUAUGUUCAUUACAAUUUACGGUUGCAACAUAGGUUGGCUUCAAAAAAAAAGUCUUUAUGAUCCAAUUGAUUAUGAAUGCAUUGAUAAAACGGAAUUUUGGGUGGUGGAAGAGGAGGUUGAAGGAGAACUUGCCUUUGAUGAGUUAGAGUCUAUGUUGGAGGAGCAACCAAGAAUUAGUGAAGAAUCAACCAACUUUUCUAAAGGUAUUGAAGAUGACAUGGUUACCGUUGAGGAGGAUGAUAAUGCAAUGAUUGAUGUUGGAAGAAUGACUAGCAAUGAUUUAGAUGAAGAAGAUUGGCUCACAUCUCCUCCAAAAAAUUAAAUUGAAAUGUUUUGAUAUGUUUAGUUAUGUUAUAUAUUGUUGGAUCGGUGGCUUUUACUUUGAUGUUUCUCAAAACAUUAUUAUGUACUUUUGUUAUGUUUUGGUAUGUGAUAUGAUGUUGCAUUGUUG